GACAAUGUGGUGCGCAGUUUUAAGUACUCCCCUCUGACCUUCCUACCCCUCACGCUGUACGAACAGUUCCAGCGAGUAGCCAACCUUUACUUCCUCCUCAUGGUGGUGAUGCAGUGCUGAGUGAACAGUGCUUUUUUCGGUCAGUUCGGUUUCGGUCCAAUUUUUAAAACAUAAUUAGGGUUUUUUGAUUUUGGUUUUGAUAUUUUUUAUUAACAUUAAAUGCAGUAUGAAAUAAUGACAUUAAAAUGACUUUAGAGCUUUUUAAUGGAAAUUCAAAAUCCGAAAAUAGUGAACAUUCAAAUUUAAAAUACGAAAAUAGUGAACAUUCAAAUUUAAAAUGCGAAAAUAGUGAACAUUCAAAUUUAAAAUACGAAAAUAGUGAACAUUCAAAUUUAAAAUACGAAAAUAGUGAACAUUCAAAUUUAAAAUCCUAAGUAUGUCUGACAAAAUAAUUGUACUAAUUCUUCAAAGUAGAUGAGGCAUACUAUCACAGACGUCUCUAUUCCUCUCAUUGUUGUGUUGUGUACGUUCCUCUCUCAUGCGUUCUAUGUGGUGUGUCUAUCUAACCUAAUGUAGCAGGUGUAAAAGUGUAUCCGUCUCUGUCCGAGCAGGAAAGAACAGGCACAAUGGAUUAUGGUCAUUGAAGGCAAUUACCACAUUUCUGUACUGAACUAGGUUGAAUAUUUGCUUAAUGUGAACUACAACUUCCUUCAGUCCAGGGUCUCACAUAGUUUUUGACUUGAUUCCUCUCGUAAUUAGAUUUCUCUAUAGAGAAACGGCUCGUCGGGCUCACAAAAAAAAAACGAAAUGGUAUUCAAGUAAUUGAACCAACGUCGGUCAAUUAGUUGCUUAAUAACAACAACGAUAAAAAAUCUUGGUUAAUCGCUCAGCACUAGAGUGCAUGCAUAUGUGCAUGUGUGUGUGUGUUUCCAGUGUGUCCCUGCCAUCUCGUCCAUCCCCUGGUACACCACCACCAUUCCCCUGGUAAUAGUGCUGUCAGUACGGGGGCUUAAAGACCUGGCCAAUGACCUGGCCAGGAGACGCAGUGACUCUCAGAUUAAUAGGCGACCCAGUGAUGUCCUCAUCUCCCAGAGUUUCAGCCCAUCCCAGUGGAAGGAUGUGUGUGUGGGAGAUGUGUUGCGGAUUCACAAAGACCAGAUCAUCCCGACAUCUUCUCCUUCUGUAUCCCUUGUAGGCAGAUCUACUGCUCCUCUGCAGCUCUGAGCCACACAGCCUGUGCUACGUAGAGACAGCUGACAUUGAUGGAGAGACCAAUCUAAAGUACCGGCAGGCCCUGGACGCCACCCACACAGGGAUGACCUCUGACCCCACAGAACAGACCCUGGCUGCCUUCGAUGGCAUUGUGUUGUGUGAGGAGCCCAACAGCCAUCUGUACACCUUCCGGGGGGAGCUCCGCUGGAGAGGAGAGCGCCACCCUCUGGACAGUGAACACAUCCUGCUGAGAGGAACAGUACUUCGAAAUACAGACACAGCCUUUGGCAUGGCCAUAUACACUGGCUCAGAUAGUAAAAUCCUUCGUAACGUUGGUCGGCUCAGAGUCAAGAUGACUCAGAUGGAGAAGGUCCUGAACAAAGUUGUCAUUGGGAUAGUGCUGUUCCUACUGCUGAUGGCUCUACUGCUGGCUGUGGGGUCGGGAGUGUUUCAAGGGCGUGUGUCCUCCCAAAUAGAGGUUCUGUCUGCCCUAACGAGGGGCAACUCGCCCAUCUACACAGCCUUCCUCACCUACUGGAGCUAUGUGAUCCUGCUCAGCCCUGCCAUGCCCAUGUCUCUCUACAUCACGUUUGAGAUGAUCCACGUGCUGCACAGCCUGUUUAUAGGCUGGGAUGUAGAGAUGCGAGGAGGGGUGGAGAGGUCCAUCCCUGCCCAGGCCCGGAACACCUCUCUGAAUGAGGAACUGGGUCAGGUGGGUUAUCUGUUGAGUGACAAGACAGGCACCCUCACCCAGAACCGCCUGCUCUUCAGACAGUGCUGCAUUGCAGGGGACGUCUAUGGUGAUGCGUCAAUCAGUGCAGAGGAAUCACAGACAUUAGACCUGAGCUGGAACCCGUUCUCCUGUGGGGGUCUGUAUCUGUCUGACCAGCGGCUGGUGGACAAGUUGAGGGGGCAGCAGUGCACACUGAGCAGACAGUUCUUCACCACACUGGCACUCUGCCACACCGUCAUGACCGAAUGGAAGAACGGGGGCCCGGUGUACCAGGCUGCGUCUCCAGAUGAAGAGGCCCUGGUGGGGGCAGCCAGGGAGCUGGGCUGGGUCUUCCUCUCCAGGACCAGGGACUCUCUGACAGUCAGUGAGCUGGGCCUCAAACGCCACUACCAGCUCCUCACUCUGCUGGACUUCACUAGCCAGAGGCGACGCAUGUCUGUACUGGUGCGGGAGCCAGAGGGAGGGCUGAAGUUAUACUGUAAAGGUGCUGACAUAGUGAUCCUGGAGAGACUACAAAAAGACUGUCCACAUCUGGAGAGCACUGAGAGAGCCUUAGAUCUGUUUGCCCAGUCCUGUCUGAGGACUCUGUGCAUAGCUGAGCGUACUGUAUCUGAGGCCAAAUGGGAGGAGUGGAGCAAAACCAUGGCCCAGGCUGCCAUGACAACCCGUAACCGUGAUGACAUGCUGGAACAGCUGCAUGACGACAUGGAGAGAGAUCUAAAGCUGCUGGGCGUGACAGCUAUAGAGGACCGGCUGCAGGACGAGGUCCCUGAGACCAUCUCCAUGCUCAGACAGGCUGGACUCAAAGUCUGGGUGCUGACAGGGGACAAGAAAGAGACAGCGGUGAACAUAGGGUAUGCCUGCAGACUUCUGGAUCCUGAUACCAGACUACUAGAAGGGGAUGAACUGAGGCAGCUCCUCCAGUCUCCUGAUCCAGAGAUUACUUUCUCCAAGGGCAAAGAGACAGAGCUGUGGUGUGUGGACAGGGAGAGGGCUGGGGAGAAAUCAGCACUGGUCCUCACCGGCCCUGAACUGGCGGAGUUUGAUGCCAGGCCAGAGUGGGGUGCUAGGUUCAUGUCCCUGGCAGGGCUGUGCCAGUCAGUGCUCUGUUGCCGUGUGACUCCCGGCCAGAAGGCUGAUGUGGUCACACUCGUUAGGAAAAACACCACCUCCAUCACCAUGGCAAUAGGUGACGGUGCCAACGACGUGAACAUGAUCAAGACGGCUCAUAUAGGGGUAGGUUUGGCUGGGGUAGAGGGGGGUCAGGCAGUUCAGAAUGCUGACUAUGCCCUGGCCAAGUUCAGUUUCCUACAGAGACUCCUAUUGGUCCACGGACGCUGGUCGUACCGCCGAAUUGCUGUCUUUCUGCGUUACUUCCUGUACAAAACCUGCAGCUUCGCUUUGGUGCACAUUUGGUUCGGCUUCUUCAACGGCUUCAGUGCCCAGUCUCUGUAUGAGAAUUGGUUCAUCAUCCUGUACACUGUGUUCUACACCGCAAUGCCAGUAGAAUGCCUGGGCAUUUUUGAGCAGGAUGUGAGUGCAGAGUGCAGUCUGAGUUGGCCGGAGCUCUACAAGGUUGGCCAGAGAGACGAGCUGUUCAACACCUGGCUGCUGGCUGCCACCCUGCUCCAUGCCCUCUACACCUCUCUGGUCCUCUUCUUCAUGCCCCUGGGGGUCUUCUACAACUCUGCCCUGGACUACCAGACCAUGGCCGUCACUGUCAGCAUAGCAUUGUUGUUCUCUGCCACCAUUGAGAUCAUUCUCCUGACCAGACACUGGACUAAGUGGAGUGUGGCUGCGAUGUGUGUCAGCUUUGGCCUGUUCUUUGUGUGUACGCCUAUCACUCACAGUCCCAAGCUAUUUGAGAAGUCCCCAGUAGACUACUACUUCCCUGGUGUGUCUCAGAAUGCCUUCCCCAGCCCGGUGGUGUGGUUCACAGCCCUGCUGACAGCCUGGACUGCUGUCCUACCCUCCUUUACCAUCCACACCCUCAACAUCAUCCUCACUAACCCAGACAAACAUAGGGUUCACAUCACCAAGCAUAGGCCUAUAGAGCUGCAGAAGUCUGGCUUCAGGAGAGGAGACUCCCACCGCCGCUCCUCCUACGCCAUGUCUCAGGGCCGAGGCAUCGGCCGUCUCAUCACUUCUGGAGCUAGUCGCCGUAUCACAGCUCCCCCAGUGGACAGGAGGGGAACUUUAGGUGAAAAUGUCACACUAGCAGGCCAAACACAGAGCGAUGAUGCGCCGAAGAAUAUUACUGAAAAUGGUUCAACCAAAUAGAUGGAAAUGGGAUUGAUAAUGUGUGUAGGUCCCUCCAUAACUACAAGAAUAAUGUAUUUUCUACAGCAGUAAAAACAUUGCAAAUAGGGCCUGUCUAUAGGGUCAUAGUUUAACCCAUGAUUUAGCCCUGGUAGUUCAGCACCUUGAACAGCAGAAUCCCAGACCGUGGUGUAACUCUUCAAACGAUGGUUGGAUGAUAUGGGAGUGGUUUGUGAGGAUGGCAUACAGAUGUACAAUCUUAAUUUGAUCACCCUGUUGCAGGAGAUACACUACAUUACCAAAUGUCAGUGUACUCCUGCUUGUAGAACAUUUCAUUCCAAAAUCAUGGGCAUUAAUAUAGAGUUGGUUCCCCUGUUGCUGCUAUAACAGCUUCCACUCUUCUGGGAAGGCUUUCCAUUAGAUGUUGGAACAUUGCCAGUCAAGUUCUUCCACACCAAUCUCGACAAACCAUUUCUGUAUGGACCUCGCUUCGUGCACGGAGGCAUUGUCAUGCUGAAACAAGAAAGGGCCUUCCCCAAACUGUUGCCAAAAAGUCCGAUGGACAUAAUCGUCUACAAUGUAAUUGUAUGCUGUAGCGUUAAGAUUUCCCUUUACUGGAACUAAGGGGCCUAGCCCGAACCAUGAAAAACAGCCCCAGAUCAUUAUUCCUCCUCCACCAAACCUUACAGUUGGCACUGUGCAUUUGGGCAGGUGGCGUUCUCCUGGCAUCCCCCAAACCCUGAUUCAUCUACUGGACUGCCAGAUGGUGACGUGUGACUCAUCACUCCAGAGAACGCGUUUCCAAUGCUCCAGAGUCCAAUGGCGGCGAGCUUUACACCACUCCAGCCGACGCUUGGCAUUGCGCAAGGUGAUCUUAGGCUUGUGUGCGGCUGCUCGGCCAUGGAAACCCAUUUCGUGCAGCUCCCGACUAACAGUUUUGUGCUGACAUUGCUUCCAGAGGCAGUUUGGAAUUUGGUAAUGAAUGUUGCAUUUGCACGCGCUUCAGCACUCGAUGGUCCCGUUCUGUGAGCUUGUGUGACCUACCACUUUGUGACUGAGCCGUUGUUGCUCCUAGACGUUUCCACUUCAAAAUAACAGUACUUACAGUUGACCAGGGCAACUUUAUCAGGGCAGAAAUUUGACAAACUAACUUGUUAGAAAGGUGGCAUCCUAUGAUGGUGCCACGUUGAAAGUCACUGAGAUCUUCAGUAAGGCCAUUCUACUGCCAAUGUCUGUCUAUGGUGCUUGCAUGGCUGUGUGCUCGAUUUUAUACACCUGUCAGCAACGGGUGUGGCUGAAAUAGCCGAAUCCACUAAUUUGAAGGGAUAUGCAAAUAUUUUUUAUAUAUACAGUACUGCAUUUCCUGUAAUGCUGAAAAUGCAUAACUUGUAGUGUAUUUGAGGUUUAAAAUGGCUUCUGAAGUUUGUAAUUUACCUUAUGAAAUAUGUAUCAACUCCUACAAAAAUGUCCAUUAAUUAUAUAAUCCACAUAAUAUUUCACAUUUCCUGUUGUUGCAGGAUUAUUUUCCUGCUGUGCAAACUGUCUCAAAUUAAAAUCCUACAUUUGUAUGUUU
Messenger RNA from Salmo salar (Atlantic salmon), 5777 nucleotides. Lineage: Eukaryota; Metazoa; Chordata; Actinopteri; Salmoniformes; Salmonidae. The record is from RefSeq and is a predicted model, not a curated record.